Stegostoma tigrinum is the source of this 4826-nucleotide messenger RNA. RefSeq names its product ATPase phospholipid transporting 11A (gene atp11a). The transcript is spliced from 31 exons. Gene Ontology annotation, molecular function: ATP hydrolysis activity; ATP binding; ATPase-coupled intramembrane lipid carrier activity. Lineage: Eukaryota; Metazoa; Chordata; Chondrichthyes; Orectolobiformes; Stegostomatidae. The record is from RefSeq and is a predicted model, not a curated record. The coding region runs from base 709 to 4428 and encodes 1239 amino acids. Gene Ontology annotation, biological process: phospholipid translocation. Gene Ontology annotation, cellular component: endoplasmic reticulum; plasma membrane; trans-Golgi network.
UUGUGUGUCUGGUUUUGCAUUGAGCUGCGGGCCUCGUUCACACGUUGAGGGGGCGCUGGACUGUUCCUAUCUCCCCACUGGUAGCAAGUUGUACAAGCCACCACACCCUUGGAGAUCAAAUAGGAAAUCGAUUAGGGAACACAAGUAUCGCGGAGACAGGAAUGGCGGAAUAUAGUCAUUCUUUGUUCUAUUUUCGUUUCUUAUUCUGGACAGUUUGAAAAGAAUCUGGUGUGCAAAUAGCCCACCUAUUUGUGCAGGAAAAAUCGAUCACUGUUUUCCUAUCUCUGUGCUGUAGAUAUCGUGCAGAGUGAAAUGUGGGAGACCUAGUAACCUGUCCUUCUGAGGCAGCAGAUCCCCUCUGCGGCUGUAAACAACAACAAGACAGCGCUGUUAUUAAACAUUAAACAUUAAUAUUAAAGAUUCAUGUUGAAGGAGCAGGAGCUCCGCCCACACCAUUAUAUUGUGUUCCCGGUAAUCCCGGGGAUGUUGAUCUGAGUCAGUUCCCCUUCUGUCUCUCUCUGUGCCUGGGAGUGCGGGUCUUUGCCUGAACCGCACACCCGGAGGAGGAGCCUGCUUUUCUGGAAGGAGGAAGGGGAUCAGUUCCCGGAGAGAGCGGGAGCCCUCGGGACCAGGACAUGCGCUGUGUAAUAGCGGAUUAGAGCCGCCGAUUCCAGCGCAGCGGAGCCGGACAGGGACCGGGAAGAGGCGAUGGACUGGAGCGGGCUCUGGAGCACCAUCCGCCGCUGGUGUGUUGGAGAAGAGAACUGGGUGGAUAGUCGGACAGUUUACAUUGGACAUCGUGAACCCCCUCCAGGCACAGAUGCUUACAUUGUACAAAAAUAUCCCGAUAACAGGAUUGUUUCUUCAAAGUAUACUUUCUGGAACUUCAUUCCUAAGAACUUGUUUGAACAGUUCAGAAGAAUUGCUAACUUCUAUUUUCUGAUCAUAUUCCUUGUGCAGUUGAUCAUUGAUACACCAACCAGUCCAGUAACUAGUGGACUUCCACUCUUUUUUGUAAUCACUGUGACUGCAAUCAAACAGGGAUACGAGGAUUGGCUUCGGCAUAAAGCAGACAAUGCGGUAAAUAAAUGUCCUGUUCACGUCAUCCAGGAUGGCAAAGUAGUUCAAAAACAGAGCAGAAAAUUGCAGGUUGGAGACAUUGUAAUGACCAGGGAGAAUGAAACUUUUCCAUGUGACAUGGUCUUCUUGUCUUCGAGUAGUGAUGAUGGAACAUGUUUUGUCACUACAGCCAGCCUGGAUGGUGAAUCAAGUACUAAGACUUAUCAAGCUGUUCAAGAUACGAAAGCUUUGCGAACUGAGGCAGAAGUGGACACCUUGAAUGCAACCAUUGAAUGUGAACAGCCACAGCCUGAUCUUUACAAUUUUGUUGGACGGAUCAAUAUUUACCAUGAGACAGAGGAACCCAUUGCAAGGCCGUUGGGAUCAGAGAAUGUGCUGCUGAGGGGAGCAACAUUAAAAAAUACCCAAAGUAUUUACGGUGUGGCGAUAUACACUGGCAUGGAAACUAAAAUGGCAUUAAAUUACCAAUCCAAGUCACAGAAACGUUCAGCUGUAGAAAAAUCAAUGAAUAUGUUCCUGAUUGUAUACUUGUGCAUAUUGAUUAGUAAAGCUUUGAUAACUACUGUCCUGAAAUACUUGUGGCAAAGUGACUCUGUUCGGGAUGAGCCUUGGUUUAACAUAAAAACACAAGCAGAACGGCAAAGGAAUAAGUUCCUGUCAUCAUUCACGGAUUUUUUGGCCUUUAUGGUCCUUUUCAAUUAUAUCAUCCCGGUCUCCAUGUAUGUCACUGUAGAAAUGCAAAAGUUUCUUGGUUCCUAUUUCAUCUCUUGGGAUGAGGAGAUGUUUGAUGAUGAAAUCUGCGAAGGGCCAAUUGUCAACACAUCAGACCUGAAUGAAGAAUUGGGGCAGGUUGAAUAUGUUUUUACAGACAAAACAGGAACCCUGACUGAGAAUAACAUGGAGUUUAUUGAGUGCUGCAUCGAUGGUCAUGUCCAUGUUCAGCACUCCAUAUCUAACGGUCAGAGCUUUUACAGCAAUGCAGUGAUCGAUUUCAUUGAUGCCCCUACUGGAAUAGCUGAUCAGGAAAGAAAGGAGCUGUUUUUCCGUGCACUGUGCCUUUGCCACACAGUCCAAGUUAAGAGAGAAGAUGAGAAUGAUUAUCAGAAGCAACACCAAGAUGGGAGAUCCUCAGUUUACAUUUCCUCUUCACCAGAUGAGAUUGCUCUAGUUGAAGGUGUAAAGAGACUUGGCUACACAUUCCUGCAAGUAAAAGACAAUUUUAUGGAGCUUGAGAACCCAGAGGCUGAAAUUGAAAGAUAUGAAUUACUCCAGAUAUUGAAUUUUGACUCAGUGAGACGCCGUAUGAGUGUCAUUGUUAGAUCCAUAACAGGAGAAAUAAUCUUGUUCUGUAAAGGAGCUGAUUUGUCCAUUUUCCCCAGAGUGAAGGCAGGGAAGUUGGACCUGGUCAGACAAAGAGUUCAGCAAAAUGCAGUGGAGGGACUGCGAACUUUAUGUGUGGCUUACAAAGUCCUUACCAGUGAAGAAUAUGAUAAUGUUCAUACACGCCUUCAGAAUGCUAAACUAGCCCUCCAGGAACGUGACAGGAAGCUUGCUGAAGUUUAUGAUCUGAUUGAAAACGACCUUGAUUUACUUGGAGCAACAGCUGUGGAAGACAGAUUGCAAGACAAAGCUGCUGAGACUGUGGAAGCUUUACAGAAAGCUGGGAUGAAGGUCUGGGUUCUUACAGGAGACAAGAUGGAAACAGCUGCAGCCACGUGCUAUGCCUGCAAACUUUUCAGAAGAAGUACACAGUUGUUUGAGCUGACGACUAAACGAAUAGAAGAGCAGAGUUUACAUGAUGUGCUUUUUGAUUUGAACAGGACAAUUAUCAGACAAAGUGGUAGUUUGCCAAGAGACACUUAUUCAGGAGAAUAUGGAACAUUUGUUAAAGUGCAUCGACAUUCUCAUUUCACGGAUCACUUCUAUGCGACUAUUGACGGAUUAUCUCCACGAACAGCUUCAGAAACCCGAUUUUCCCAGCAUGAUUUUCAUGAUUAUGGUUUGAUCAUUGAUGGGACCACACUCUCGCUCAUCAUGAAACCUGCUGAAAAUGGUUCUUCAAGUAAUUACAAAGAUCUGUUUCUGGAAAUAUGUCACAACUGCAGUGGAGUCUUGUGCUGCAGAAUGGCACCGUUACAGAAAGCACAGAUUGUUAAAUUAAUCAAAUCUUCAAAAGAACAUCCCAUAACCUUGGCGAUUGGUGAUGGGGCGAAUGAUGUCAGUAUGAUUCUGGAAGCCCAUGUUGGAAUCGGUAUUUUGGGGAAGGAAGGCCGUCAAGCUGCUCGAAACAGUGAUUAUUGUAUUCCCAAGUUUAAACAUCUAAAGAAGUUGCUGCUUGUCCAUGGUCACUAUUAUUACAUAAGGAUCGCCCAACUUGUCCAAUAUUUCUUCUAUAAGAAUGUUUGCUUCAUAUUCCCUCAGUUUUUGUACCAGUUCUUUUGUGGAUUUUCUCAACAGCCAUUGUAUGAUACUGCGUACCUUACAUUGUACAACAUCAGCUUCACCUCUCUUCCCAUCCUGUUGUACAGCCUCAUGGAACAACAUAUCAGCAUUGAUGCACUGAGAAGAAACCCAUUAUUGUAUAGGGAUGUUGCCAAAAAUUCCUUAUUGUGUUGGAAAUCAUUCAUUUACUGGACUUUCCUGGGAGUAUUUGAUGCUGUGGUGUUUUUCUUUGGUGCUUACUUUAUAUUUGAUAAUUCAACCAUGACCAGCAAUGGACAGCUAAUGAGGGCCAACUUGAAUAUGAUGUUUGGAAAUUGGACAUUUGGGACCUUAGUUUUCACUGUUCUGGUAUUUACAGUAACUCUUAAGCUUGCACUAGAUACUCAUCAUUGGACAUGGGUAAACCACUUCGUAAUGUGGGGUUCACUGCUCUUUUACAUCAUCUUUUCUUUCCUGUGGGGAGGUAUUAUCUGGCCUUUUCUGAAUUACCAGAGAAUGUACUAUGUCUUCAUGCAGAUGCUUUCAACAGGGCCGGCCUGGUUAGGGAUUAUCCUGCUAAUAACAAUCAGCCUCCUUCCAGAUGUAGUUAAAAAAGUGCUUUGUAGGCAACUUUGGCCAACAGCAACGGAAAAACUUCAGGAUAUUCUUAGGCAGAUCAAGAAGGAUCAUGUAUCAGAAUUCAGCCCACUGGCUCCUCCUCAGAGUUCCACCUACACAAAUAACAUCUACCGGCGCCAUCAACAAACAAAGUCUAUCUCUACUCCAGAUUCCAGGAAGGUGACACAUACGUAUUGGGUAGAGGAUGAUUAUUGUAAUAACCCAUCAUUAUUUGACUGUUCUGGUAACCAUUGUCCAUCCGAUGCUCGCUACAUUUUUGUUCCAUCAGGUUUGGAAACUACAGUCUAACCUGCAGAACUUUACAUUUUAAUCCUGUGGUUUUGAGUUCAAUGACUCCAGUUUUUGAAAGAUUGCUGUACUUAAAAGCUUAAGAAAUCUUUCUGGACUCCAACAUUGCAAGUAUCCAUUGAGAACUUGAAUAAGACUUCUGCAUUCGUCCUGGGCAGCAAGUCCCAUGUGCUGAACUGAAAGUUAAGGCACAGUCUGGUACUGUGUGGCUGGUACUAUUACAUAACAUUACUGUAUUCCUUAAGAUGCUGCUUUGUCAUCCGGUAAUACUAAAACUGUGUGACAUCCAGUAAACUGAUCAUCAAAUUAUUAGCAAGGCAGCAUCGACAAAAGGAAAAUCUGCCAGCAAUCAAUGUGUAUAUUGAUGUUACUUUAUAUUUUGUUCCUUCAAUAAAGCU